This is a messenger RNA of Neltuma alba, 1374 nucleotides long. RefSeq lists its product as uncharacterized. The transcript has a single exon. The record is from RefSeq and is a predicted model, not a curated record. NCBI's taxonomy places the organism in Eukaryota, Viridiplantae, Streptophyta, Magnoliopsida, Fabales, Fabaceae.
AUGGCCGAAAUCCAAGUAGUCUCCACAACCUUGGUGCAAGCUCGAAGCCACCCUGGCUGCCUCAUUUCAAAAAUGGACUUAACUCCAUGGGAUCUCCAACUUCUUCAAAUCGAAACCAUUCAAAAAGGACUUCUCUUUCACAACCCUAAAGCCAACAAAGACACUUGUAUCCAACACCUAAAAGACUCACUUUCUUCUACUCUAGACUUGCUCUUUCCCCUUGCUGGACGUUUCGCCUUCUCUGAACACGACCAUAAUACAAUCUCUGCCUCUAUUUCUUGUAACAACGAAGGUGCUUUAUUUGUCCAUGCCAUAGCUAAGAGCAUUUCUCUUUCAGAUAUUCUCGAACCCAUUUAUGUUCCUCGUUUCGUUCACUCGUUUUUUCCACUGAACGGAGUCAAAAAUCAUGAAGGUAAUUCGAAGCCAUUGUUAGCUGUGCAAGUUACGGAGCUAGUAGACGGCGUCUUCAUCGGUUGUUCAAUCAACCAUUCUGUUGUGGACGGCAGAUCGUUUUGGCAUUUCUUCAAUUCUUGGGCUGAAAUCUCUCGAGGUUUGGACAACGUAUCCAAGCUUCCUGUUCUUGAACGCUGGUUUCCGGAUGGGAUUGGGCGUCCCAUUCGCUUUCCUUUUACUGAGGAAGAUCAAAACUCUGAUGGGUUGAUUCUGCCGUCGCCGCCGCCAGAGAGAGUUUUUCACUUUGCAAAAGAAAAGAUCGCUCAUCUGAAAGCAAAAGCAAACGCGGAGGUUAACACCAACAAAAUAUCAUCUCUACAAGCACUUCUAACUCAUGUUUGGCGAUCUAUCAUUCGAAACCAAGGUCUCGAUGCGAAUGAGGAAGUCAAUUUUGUGUUGCUAAUAGGUGCUAGACCAAGAAUAUUGGAUCCACCAUUAUCGCAAAGUUAUUUUGGAAAUGCUGUGCAUAUCGGUUAAAUAAAAUGACCAAGAAAGCAGGGGAAUUGCUUGAGGAAGGGCAUGGGGAUACAGCUUUCUCAAAGCCCAGAAAUUGUUCAUUCCCAAAGCUGUAUCCCCAUGUGUAAGGGUUUCUAUGAGUCUUGGGUGAAAAACCCAGAGCUGUUUAGAUUAAGUGGGAUGAAAAGUAAUACAAUUGGCACAAGCAGUUCUCCGAGGUUCGACAUUUACGGAAAUGACUUUGGCUGGGGCAAGCCGGUGGCAGUUCGGAGUGGUUCUGCAAAUAAAGCUAACGGAAAGCUUACUGUUUUUGCUGGAGCAGAAGAAGGUAGUAUUGACAUUGAACUUUGCUUCCGUUUUGAGAUCUUAGAAGCUUUGGCAAAUGACCCUAAGUUCAUGGAUUUUUUUGCGAAAAGUAGUGUCUUCAAGGUGGUCAGGCUAAGACCUCUAAUAAGUUCAGUUUGA